Messenger RNA from Penicillium bovifimosum, 1383 nucleotides. RefSeq names its product Pyridoxal phosphate-dependent transferase major region subdomain 2. Lineage: Eukaryota; Fungi; Ascomycota; Eurotiomycetes; Eurotiales; Aspergillaceae. Gene Ontology annotation, biological process: transsulfuration. The record is from RefSeq and is a predicted model, not a curated record. Gene Ontology annotation, molecular function: pyridoxal phosphate binding; cystathionine gamma-synthase activity. The transcript has 5 exons. The annotation marks the transcript as partial.
UUCUUCUUCACCACAUACGUCCGAAAGCUGACGAAGAGGGUCUUGGAACGUCUCGGCCUUGCUGGGGUGGAUGGAGUUUCCUGUAUCGUGUCUCGGUGUGAGAGAGCACUCCAAGAAUCAGGCGCUCCGGGCGAUGCGGUAGUUCCUGUGCGAUUUUUCCAGCCUGAGAGGCAUAGCUGUGAAGCUUCCUGGUUGGAGAUUCAUGCCAUCAUUUACCCAACUGAGUAUUUCGGUGCAGCUUUUACAAACUGGGUUAACAUUGGAGAUGGAAUGUCCUCUCGCCACGCCGAAUCUUGCCUCACUGGGUUCGAUUACCUGCAGUCCGAUUCAUCUAAGCCUGAGUUCUGUACUGCACCCCCCAAAACACUAACCGCUAAGGGGGAGCCGAUCCCGUUGUUGUUUACGUCUGGAACGUUCGAGCUGGAAUGUAUCAAACACGAUAUCGCGACCCUUCUUCAACCAGAUGACCAGGACCAAGCACUCCCAUCACCCAACGAUGUCUUUUUAUAUCCUGGCGGAAUGUCCGCCAUAAAUGCGGUUGCUCGGGCUUUGAGUGAUCUGGGUAUCAGCUCAGGUGUCUUCGGUUUUGGUUGGCUGUACACGGAAACGGUCAAGAUCCUCGAGAAUCGCUGGCCAGCUAUUGAAAUUUACAAAAAGUCUGGGGAUGAAGAGCUCGAUCGUCUCGAAGGAUGCCUAAAAUCUGGGCGGCAAAUCACCGCCCUAUGGGUCGAUGUACCUUCCAACCCAAUGCUUAUCACACCUGAUAUGCCCCGACUUCGCCUAGCAAAUGAAUACCACUACUUGAUUCUGAUCGACGGCACUGUGGGCACAUUUGGAAAUGUUGACCUCUUGCCCUAUGCGGAUGUGCUUAUGUCUAGUCUGACGAAGAUGUACAGUGGAUACGCCAAUGUACUGGUGGGCAGUGCGGUCGUAAACCCCCGGUCAUCUUAUUACGAGAAAUUGCACCGGCAAUUGACUGUCUCCUACGAGAAGCCAUUGUUUCCCGGAGAUAUUGCUGUCCUUCACGACAACUCUAGGGAUUUUGUCCACCGUGUUCAAGUUAUCAACAGAAAUGCCGAAAUCGUCGCCGCCAAGUUGGCUGCUCAUCCUGCUGUUGAGCGAGUCAACUAUCCAACCGUGACGACACGGCCACAGUACGAGCGCAUCCGCCGCCGCGAUGGAAGGUACGGUCAUUUGCUGAGUAUCAUCUUCCGAGACAACGAAACCGAUCUCCGGUUCUAUGAUGCAGUGAAUAUCUUCAAGGGUGGCAGCUUUGGAACCGUCUUUACACUUUCAACUCCAUUCGCCCAGUUGGCAACGGAUGCAGAUCGGCGUCGUUUUGAAGAGGCUGGUAUUCCAAGCCAUAUUGAGUGGAGGAUGUAG